Molecule: messenger RNA, 555 nt
Organism: Funneliformis mosseae
Lineage: Eukaryota; Fungi; Glomeromycota; Glomeromycetes; Glomerales; Glomeraceae
Source: the annotation of a GenBank genome assembly
AUGACUCCAAAUAUUCCUCCUACCACUGAACCGGUGAUUACACUUGUAUUAUUGUUUUCUAAUGCUUUAACUUUAGGAGAUUUUACUGGAGUUGGAGAUGCUGCAGGUGUUUUUGCUGUAGCUGGUGCUUUUCCAUUUGAUGGUGCUUUACCGUCAGGUCUUUUACCUGGUGCUUUACCUGGUGCUGGUGCUGGUGCUUUACCGUCGGCUGGUGCUUUGCCGUCGGCUGGUGCUUUACCAUCAUCGGCUGGUGCUUUACCGUCAGGUCCUUUACCUGGUGCUUUACUAUCAUCGCCUGGUGCUUUACCGUCAGGUCCUUUACCUGGUGCUUUACCACCAUCAGCUGGUGCUUUGCCGUCGGCUGGUGCUUUACCACCAUCAGCUGGUGCUUUACCAUCAGCUGGUGCUUUGCCGUCGGCUGGUGCUUUACCAUCAGCUGGUGCUUUGCCGUCGGCUGGUGCUUUACCGUCAGGUCCUUUACCUGGUGCUUUACCACCAUCAGCUGGUGCUUUACCAUCAGCUGGUGCUUUGCCAUCAGCUGGUGGUAAUUCUUGA